Molecule: messenger RNA, 2551 nt
Organism: Alexandromys fortis (reed vole)
Lineage: Eukaryota; Metazoa; Chordata; Mammalia; Rodentia; Cricetidae
Gene: Tsr1
Product: TSR1 ribosome maturation factor
Exons: 15
Coding region: 146-2551 (801 amino acids)
Biological process (GO): ribosome biogenesis; maturation of SSU-rRNA from tricistronic rRNA transcript (SSU-rRNA, 5.8S rRNA, LSU-rRNA); endonucleolytic cleavage of tricistronic rRNA transcript (SSU-rRNA, 5.8S rRNA, LSU-rRNA)
Cellular component (GO): preribosome, small subunit precursor; nucleus
Molecular function (GO): GTPase activity; GTP binding; U3 snoRNA binding
Source: RefSeq, a predicted model, not a curated record
CUCAGGCACCCAGCGCUCACAGGCUAGCGGGACAAACCUCGCGAGAAGGCGCGGGAGUCUGGCCAACACUGAGGUCGGCCCCCGGGGCCGGAAACGCGCGGGUCCUGCCGGAAGUAGUGCUUACUCGGUGCACGUGGGCCGCAGAAUGGCGGCUCACCGUUCGGGCCCGCUGAAGCACCAGAAUAAACCUCAUAAAGGCUGGCGGCACCACGGCGGUGCGUCCGCACAACGGGACAGUAAAGGCCGUGUAGGACCGAAAAUCUUGUCCAAGAAGCUGAAGAAGCAGCCCAGCCGAGUAGACCAGAGGCAUCGCGCCAGCCAGCUCCGAAAGCAGAAAAGGGAGGCGGUUCUGGCAGAGAAGAGGCAGCUGGGCAGCAAGGAUGGCCCUCCUCAUCAGGUGCUCGUGGUGCCUCUGCACAGCAGGAUUUCCCUUCCAGAGGCAUUUAGACUGCUUCAGAAUGAAGACUUGGGAACAGUGUACUUGAAUGAAUGGGGAAACACCCAUACCUUUAUGCUUCUAAGCCCUGUUUUGAAACAUCGGUGGUUUUUCACAUAUGCAAGACCAGGAGAUCUGCAUACUGUAUUAGACAUGGCUAAAGUUGCUGACACCAUCCUGUUUCUCCUGGAUCCACUAGAAGGCUGGGACAGCACUGGGGAUUACUGUCUGUCUUGCCUCUUUGCUCAGGGCCUUCCCACCUAUACACUAGCUGUCCAGGGGCUUUCUGGCCUCCCACCAAAGAAACAAGUAGAUGCCAGAAAAAAGCUAAGUAGAACAGUGGAGAAACGCUUUCCUGAUGACAAGCUCCUGUUGCUGGACACCCAACAGGAGGCAGGACUACUGCUUAGACAGUUGGCUAACCAAAAGCAGCGGCAUCUUGCUUUUCGAGAUCGGCGAGCUUACUUGUUUGCCCAUGUUGCUGACUUCGUGCCUAGUGAGGAGAGUAACUUAGUGGGCACCUUGAAAAUCUCAGGCUAUGUUCGUGGGAGGACUCUGAAUGUAAAUAGUUUGCUGCAUAUUGUUGGACAUGGUGAUUUCCAAAUGAAUCAGAUAGAUGGACCUGUGGACCCUUUUCCUUUAAAUCCUAGAGUGAUUAAAUCCCAGAAGAAACCAAGUGUGCUAAUGGAGAUUUGUGCUACAGAUACUGCAGUCGACAUGGAAGAAGACCUUAAAGUUCUGAUGAAGGCAGAUCCUGAUAAACAGGAGACUUUACAGACAGAGGUUACUCCAGAUCCGAUGGAAGGGGAGCAAACCUGGCCCACAGAGGAGGAAUUGGAGGAGGCAAACGACUUAUUGAAGCAACGUUCCAGGGUGGUAAAGAAGGUCCCUAGAGGAACAUCCAAUUACCAGGCUGAAUGGAUUUUGGAUGAAGGUGGUGAAAGUGGUGGGGAAAGUGAUGAAUAUGAUGAUCUACAACAUGAAGAUUUUAUGGAAGAGGAGUCUGAGGAUGAGAGUGGCGAGGGGGAAGAGGAAUGUGAAACCAUGACUCUAGGGGAGUCUGUGCGUGAUGAUCUGUAUGACGAGAAAGUAGAUGAGGAGGCAGAGGAGAGAAUGUUGGAGAAAUAUAAACAAGAGAGAAUGGAAGAGAUGUUUCCGGAUGAAAUGGAUACCCCCCGUGAUGUGGCUGCUAGAAUUCGAUUUCAGAAAUACAGAGGCCUCAAGAGUUUCAGGACAUCUCCUUGGGACCCUAAGGAAAACCUUCCUCAAGAUUAUGCUCGGAUUUUUCAGUUUCAGAAUUUUAUUAAUACUAGAAGAAGAAUCUUCAAAGAAAUUGAGGAAAAAGAUGUUGAAGGAGCUGAGGUCGGCUGGUAUGUCACAAUUCAUAUCUCUCAUGUCCCUGUCUCGGUGGUUGAGCAUUUCAAGCAAGGAACACCCUUGAUUGCAUUUUCUUUACUACCUUAUGAACAGAAGAUGUCAGUAUUGAACAUGGUGGUCAGUCGGAACCCUGGAAACACGGAACCUGUGAAGGCCAAAGAAGAACUGAUCUUCCAUUGUGGAUUCAGGCGCUUCCGAGCCUCGCCUUUAUUCUCUCAGCACACAGCAGCUGAUAAACAUAAAUUUCAGAGAUUCCUGACUGCUGAUGCGGCCUUAGUGGUGACAGUGUUUGCGCCAAUCACUUUUCCUCCUGCAUCUGUGCUACUUUUCAAGCAGAGAAGCAACGGAGUGCACAGCCUCAUUGCUACAGGCCACCUGUUAUCAGUGGAUCCAGACAGGAUGGUCAUCAAGAGAGUUGUUCUGAGUGGUCAUCCGUUCAAAAUUUGUACUAAGAUGGCAGUGGUGCGUUACAUGUUCUUCAACAGAGAGGAUGUGAUGUGGUUUAAGCCUGUGGAACUGAGAACCAAGUGGGGCCGCAGGGGACACAUCAAGGAGCCUCUAGGUACCCAUGGCCAUAUGAAGUGCAGUUUUGAUGGGAAGCUAAAAUCUCAGGAUACAGUAUUAAUGAAUCUCUAUAAGCGAGUUUUCCCCAAAUGGACUUAUGAUCCAUAUGUACCAGAGCCAGUACCGUGGGUGAAAAGUGAGUUCUCAGCAGCAUCUGAAGUGGACAUGGAAUAA